Molecule: messenger RNA, 852 nt
Organism: Physella acuta
Lineage: Eukaryota; Metazoa; Mollusca; Gastropoda; Physidae
Product: EEF1A lysine methyltransferase 1
Biological process (GO): methylation
Molecular function (GO): nucleic acid binding; protein-lysine N-methyltransferase activity
Source: RefSeq, a predicted model, not a curated record
GGUACCUGACUUGAGUUAUGGAAAGUGAAAGCAGCUGGGUAUAGUGCAGACCACACCAUAUGCCCAGGUCAAGAAACUUAUGGACUCUCUACUUCAGUAUAAGACUGUAUAAGAAUAUAAGUAUAAGGCUGAAUAGAUGGAGUUUUAUGAGAAUAGGAAAUCAUAACUUAACACUAAGUCACUAAGAUUCUAAAGAAGAAACAUGUCUGAGUCAGAUGAUGAAGUUCAACUAUCAGCACAAGCAUUGGCAGCACUGCAAGAGUUUUACACAGAACAGGAGGCAGAGAAGGAAAGACUCACAGAAGCAAUGUCUGGAAAUGUUGACAAAUUCCAACCUAAGGAAGACUGGCAACUUAGCCAAUUUUGGUACGAUGAUAAAACUGCUGAGAGACUUGCAAAAGAGGCAUUAACUGUUGCUGGAGAGGAAGGGAGGAUUGCUUGUGUUAGCUCACCUACAGUGUACAAAAAACUUCGAGAGCUCAAGUCAAACAAAAUUGAGGCAAAAUGUCUUGAAUAUGAUUCAAGAUUUCAAAUUUACAAUGAGGACUUUAUUUUUUAUGACUACAAAGAACCUCUUAGACUCGAUGAAGCUUUAAAGAAUAGUUUUGAUAUUGUCAUCGCUGAUCCACCUUUCCUGUCAGAGGAAUGUCUCUGUAAAACUGCUAUGACAAUUAAGUUCCUAGCUAAAGAAAAAAUUAUUUUAUGUACAGGUGCUGUGAUGGCAGAUUUAGCGAAGAGAUUGUUACAGGUUACCCCUUGUAAAUUUGAGCCAAUGCAUGUCAACAGCCUACAGAAUAAAUUUAUGUGCUACACAAACUAUGAAAGUACAGGAUUAAACUAAUAGAUUUAUCA